CACCUUUGCCGUUGACUGACCAGGAUCUGCCAGCCAUAUUUGCGCUAACCCAUAAGUAGUGACAUCCCCCUCCGCAUACCUUUUUUGCCCUCUCUUUGCGUUAUAUGUGCCAUUUUUGCUCUUCUCCAGGUCCCUGUCACUCCUACAGUUCUGCAAUCGCUGAUCGUUCCGCCCGUGCUGACCCUGUAUCUGUGGGACGUCCCUUCAACUCUCUCAUAUCCACCCACUAUCCAUCCAGCCUCGAGGCCAACUCCGGGUCUCGAGCCCGUAUAGAUAUCGAGCGAUUCCAGCGCGGACGGCCUGCGGGGUGGCCACCGACGUCUUCUCUCCGUCUGCCAGUGCUCAGCGACACCAACCUGAACCAUUUCUCACCACCAGUUGCCUCGCAUCUACUCAAUCGACCGCCUCAACCGAUCGCAUCGCAUCCCGUUCGAUCGUACCUGCGACACCCGAACUGUAUCUGCUACUCUCAUACUCUGAAUAGCCUCAUUCGACGCCAAGCUCCACUGCAUCUGCUGGCUCAAACUUUUCUCUUCUCCCUUCACACACAAGCUUCUAGCUUGCCAAACUAGCCCAUCAUGGACCACAGUUCGAUGGCCAGCUCGACGGACUGCAAGAUGUCGGUAUGUUACUAUCCCCGGCCUCCGAGUACAUGUGCUCGACUAACAUGACGACUAGAUGU
Molecule: messenger RNA, 682 nt
Organism: Colletotrichum phormii
Lineage: Eukaryota; Fungi; Ascomycota; Sordariomycetes; Glomerellales; Glomerellaceae
Exons: 1
Coding region: 105-572 (155 amino acids)
Source: RefSeq, a predicted model, not a curated record